AUGGCUUCUACACCACUGUUCUUUAGCCCCAACGCUCCCUGCUAUGCUGGCAUUCGCAUGGAUCCUGUGGCGAUGGUGAAGAAACUGGACGACCCCGAGGCUCUGGAUGCAGCUCGUGCCAUGACGCCGCAAUCCUACGUUGCCUACCUCAGCCUUGAACCAGAGCUCCCAUUUCCAAAUAAGCCGUGGUAUCGGUAUGAUAUCAGCAUGAUCGCACCAUCUCUUCGCGAAGAGGACGCGGUAAAAGGAAUCACCGCCGAUAUGUGCGUCCCCAUCUAUCCCAGCGACAAGCAUCCCGCGGGCCGCGAGCCACUCCGUUCCAGCCGGCCCUUCCCCUAUACGAACUGCUACCAUUGGUGCAACAUCUCGGAGCUAGAGAUCCGAGUUCUCCCUCGACCUGAGCUCUUCAACGAGGACCAGACGAUCCAUCUAUCCUUCGGCGAGAGAUUGCAGUUUGGGGAUCACCAGUACGAUGAUAUGCUACGCUCAAAACGCUUGGUGAGCGAUGCCGCCACCCCGGAGCAACGUGUGCUAUCUUCGGCGAAGCCUGCGUCGCCACUUCCUCCUCCCAUUGCGCCCCUUCCGAGGACCGAAUCCGGACCUCCGGCACCCACCGACGUCUACGACGCGCCGCAUGGAAAGCCUCCCUCCGUGGCCACAGCGUCCUCUCGGUCUUCGUCCGCCAGCUCCGCCUCUCGCAGCGUAAACAGCAGAGAGAGUUAUCUCAACAGCGUCGACGAGAUCAUGGCGAUAUUCGGUGGCGGUAAUACGGAUCUUGAUCUUCUUCCGCUUUGCGAGCUCUGGUUGGACAUGGCCGCGCAGCUCAAAGAGAAAGACAUCCCGAGCCCGACCGGGUUUUUCGAGGAACGUGACGAGAUCGUCAAGAUUAUCCAGGAUGCUCGCGUCCGCGCGUAUGCAGCGGCGAGUGCUAAUGUGCCAUCUCCCGCUCCCGCACCACGUACAGGCGGGGAACGGCGUCGCCAUCCCGCACGGGUACUAGGUAUCCGGCCACGCAAGAUGUGGCGGAAGAUGCACGUCGGGGUAAAGUCCUUCAUCCCCGUCGUAGCGUCCCGCCUGCAACUUCCAUACCUUCCCGUCUGGCCUUGAAGAUACCGGAAAGAGUUUAAGUAACGCUAUGCGUAUACUGUGCUCGAUUUCAGCUUGUGGUAGAGCCCCUUCUCCAGGCUCCCGUUCGUUAUUCCGUUUUACUACCCUUGACACAUAUCAAGAUCAUGACUUGAAUUG
Molecule: messenger RNA, 1245 nt
Organism: Trametes versicolor FP-101664 SS1
Lineage: Eukaryota; Fungi; Basidiomycota; Agaricomycetes; Polyporales; Polyporaceae
Exons: 4
Coding region: 1-1107 (368 amino acids)
Source: RefSeq, a predicted model, not a curated record